Messenger RNA from Raphanus sativus (radish), 690 nucleotides. Its product is annotated as putative BTB/POZ domain-containing protein At2g40440. Gene Ontology annotation, molecular function: protein binding. The transcript is spliced from 2 exons. NCBI's taxonomy places the organism in Eukaryota, Viridiplantae, Streptophyta, Magnoliopsida, Brassicales, Brassicaceae. The record is from RefSeq and is a predicted model, not a curated record. The coding region runs from base 1 to 555 and encodes 184 amino acids.
AUGGGGACUCAAACAAACAAAGAGCUUUUCUUGCAUGGAUUUGUAAAGCUUCUAAGAGAACAGCACGCCGAUUCUGCAAGAUCAGAGGUGUUUAAGACGAUAUUUGAAUCAGACAAUUUUAAGGCUUCGUCCAGGCUGGAAACAACCACUUUCUCAGAGCUGAAACAAGAAGAAUUAGAGGCUCUCGUUGAGUUCAUUUAUAGCGACGGCUCUAUGCUUUCUAAGAAAGGGAAGCAACACGUUUGGUCACUCUAUCGUGCAGCUGAAAAAUAUGAGAUUCCGCAUCUACUUGACCUGUGCAGAAACGAGCUUACAUCAUCUCUUUGCUCUUCGAAUGAUCUUCAAGUUCUUGUGCUUUCCCAAAUCCCAUCAGACAAAGCCGUCAGUGAUGCUGCGAUCAGCGUUAUCAAAGCCCAGAAAUAUACGAUUUCUAACUCUAAGGAGUUCGAGGGUUUCAUCGUCGAUCACCCAAGUCUUACCGUGGAGAUAAGGAAGGCUCUAAGAAUAUAUAUUUCUGGGAACAUUAGUGAAUUUUGUUUGACUGAAAACCUCUAAGAAUAUAUAUGUCUUUCAAGUAUGUUGCAAAAGCACAUAAUUUUUCUUGUUUUGAAACCAUCUUCACCAAUUGAGAAUAGUCUGUUGGAAAAGUCACAUCUAAGGUUCUUCUUACUUUCCAUUACCUAUAUGAGG